GGAAGAGAGGUGUCAUUAUUGAAGGUAUCGAUAUCAGGCCAAAUUAGCAGAACAUGACAACAUCUUCUUCCACCCUGUGUAUUUUGUGUGGUAAAACAUUGCUCCUCGUGUUAAAUUGCGAUUUUCAUGCACUAGUCUUCAUAAAUGUAUGAGUUCUACUGUUAUCUAGAUUUGGAACAAUAUAUGCUAAUCUAUAGAGUUAAUUACUAGUUUUAUAAAGUUAAUUACUAGUUUUGAUUUGAUCUAGGGAAGAACACUUUUAGGACCUACUUAAGUCCAUAAGAAAGAGCAUUUCAAGAAUACUUAUUUUUUUGAAUUCAGAACACAGGAAGAGUUGUAUAUGUCUAAAAUCCAAUAAUUGAAAAAAUAUGUCAUCAUCUGGAUAGAAUUCAACUGUUGCAUCUUCGCAACCUUCAAGAACUAAAAUAGAUGCAGCAUGGGAGCAUUGUGUUGAUGUUAUAGAAGGCGCAAAAAAAUCAAUUAAAUGUCUGCACUACUGAAAGACAUUUAGAGGAGGAGGCAUUAAUAGAAUGAAACAACACCUUGCUGGAAAAGGAGAUGUCAAAAAGUGUGAUAAGGUGCUAGUUGAUGUUCGUUAUCGGAUGCAAUAAAGUUUGAGGGAAAUUGAAGAAAGUAGGAAGCAGGCAAAACAUGUAUGGGAAGAUAAUCCAUUUGGACAUUCUGAUGGAGAUGCAUUGGACUUGCAAGAGAUUCUAAAUCCUUCUUCGGCUCCACAAUCUCAAGUUAAAAGGAAGUGGUUAGAAAUUUCAACAAAUAGGGAUAGAAAAAUGAAGGCAAGUGGGAUACAAAAUUAUUUUGCCCCAAGAACCACUCCUAGAGCUCAGCCAUCAAUUAGAAGUGCCUUGGCAGGUAAAGAUGCUUUCCAUGAAGCUGAUUUGGCCAUUGCAAGAGAAUUGGUUGAGCUUGUGGGUGCUAAUAAUGUUGUGCACUUAGUGACUGCUAAUGCAGCCAAUUAUAAAAAGGUUGAGAGAUUGUUAAAUGACAUUUAUCAUACAAUCUUUUGGUUUCCUUGUGCUGCACAUUAUUUGAACUUGAUGUUGAGUGAUAUUGGGAAGUUGGAGGUUGUUAGUAAUCUUGCAAGUCGUGCAUCUUUGCUAUCCAAAUUUAUAUACAAUCAUCCUUUCUUGUUGGCUUGGCUUCGAAAAAGGGAAGGAUGGACAGAAAUUAUACUUCCUGGGCCAACAUGUUUUGCAACAACAUUCAUUGCAUUGAAAAGCAUUCAUGAGCAUAGGCAUGACUUACAAGCAUUGGUGACUAGUCUAGAAUUUAAAAAGUCUAGAUACUACAAAGAUCAUAAGGCAAAUGAUGUUGUGGCUGUUGUUCUAGAUAAAAAAUUUUGGAAUAAUUGUGAACUUCUUGUGAAAAUUAUGGGACCACUUAUUCACUUUCUUAGAAUUGAGGAUGGUAAUGAGAGGCCUUCACUUGGAUAUGUCUAUGAUGGCGUGUAUAGAGCUAGAAAGGCUAUUAAGACGAUAUCGAUGAAUAAGAAGUCUUUUGUAUAAGCCGUAUACAAGAAUUAUCAAGGAAAGGUGAGAUAGACAACUUUGUCAAAAUCUUUAUGCUACUACCUAUUACUUAAAUCCUACUUUUUGUCUAUGAUAAAGAGAAUUUUUCAAU
Molecule: messenger RNA, 1638 nt
Organism: Rubroshorea leprosula
Lineage: Eukaryota; Viridiplantae; Streptophyta; Magnoliopsida; Malvales; Dipterocarpaceae
Source: the annotation of a GenBank genome assembly